AUGACAAUCAAUCCUUCUCAAGGUGGAGUUGUGACUAAAACUGGUACUUCAUCUCAAGGUGGAGUAAGUUCACAGUUGGUUGAUUCAGAGGUUGAAGAGAUUGGAGGAGAUUCACCUGGACUCAAGUCACUCAGAUUAGUGGUUGAAGGACCAUCUAAAUCAAAACAAGAUAAGCAAAAGAGGGUUAUAACAAAACCUGUAAGGUAUAUUGAGACUUGUUUUGGUUUUGCUCUAACUCUGGAAGAUCUUUCGAUAGGAGAUGUACUCACUGAAGAGGGAGCAGUAGGUUUUGCACUUGCUGCAGCUAGAGUUAUAGAGAUUGAUGAACCGCAGAGUUAUGCAGAGGCUAUGGAGAGUGUUGAUUGGAAAGAGGCUUGUUUUAAAGAGAAGGAUGUUAAGGUUCUAGAUGGUUCUAGAACAUAUCUUGUGUCAUAA
Molecule: messenger RNA, 435 nt
Organism: Arabis nemorensis
Lineage: Eukaryota; Viridiplantae; Streptophyta; Magnoliopsida; Brassicales; Brassicaceae
Source: the annotation of a GenBank genome assembly